ACGACAACAGAGGCAAUCGUCAUCAUAACUCAUAUUGGCGAGUUCAAGAAGCAAUCCUGGCAGUGUGCACUCCGACAAAUAAAUGCGUCCCAUCUUAUUCAUGCCUCCGUGUAUUUGGCCCCAUUUUCACCAAUCACAAGCCUCCAGGCACAGACCUUCUUCCAGCUUGCAACAAAGAACUCCAUUCAAAAGUUUCUGGAACCUAAACCUAUCCCAAGCCGAAAUUUUUUAAAAGGAAAAUAUAAAAUCCUCUCGGAAAAACAAAAUUUUCAUGGCUUUUCCCUCUAAAUCCAUCGCCUUUAUUUCCUUUCUUAUAUUAACAAUCACCGAAGUUUCUCAUUCCAUUCCCUUCAUUGUUCUCCAUGGGAUUGGAGAUCAGUGUUCCAAUCGUGGAGUCAAACAGUUCACUGAACUUCUCACCAACUUUUCUGGGUCUAAAGGAUAUUGCUUAGAAAUUGGAGAUGGGACAUGGGAUUCCUGGUUUAUGCCUCUGGAAGAACAGACAGCUGUGGUUUGUGAGAAGGUGAAGCAUAUGAAAGAACUGAGUAAGGGUUACAAUAUAGUUGGUCUGUCCCAGGGCAACUUGAUAGGUCGAGGUGUUGUAGAGUUUUGUGAUGGUGGACCUCAGGUAAAGAAUUUUAUCUCUUUAGGAGGGCCUCAUGCUGGUACUGCUUCUGUUCCUCUUUGUGGUUCUGGUUUUCUGUGCCUGAUUGCUGACAAGCUUAUCAAGUCAGAGAUAUACACCGACUAUAUCCAAGCUCAUUUGGCUCCGAGUGGUUAUCUAAAAUUACCAAACGAUAUAGUUCAUUAUUUGGAAAAAUGUAGAUUUCUUCCAAAGCUUAACAAUGAACUCCCUGGUGAAAGGAAUUCCACUUAUAAGGAAAGGUUCACUCGCUUGCAAAACUUGGUGCUUAUCAUGUUUGAGCAGGACAAUGUCUUGAUACCAAGGGAAACCUCAUGGUUCGGAUACUACCCAAAUGGGGCCUUCAAGCCCGUGAUUCAUCCUCAAGAGACAAAGCUUUACACAGAAGACUGGAUUGGUUUAAAGACCUUAGAUGAUGCUGGAAGGGUCCACUACAUUAGUGUCUCAGGAGGCCAUCUUGGAAUAUCCAGGAAAGACAUGAAAAAGCAUGUUGUACCUUACUUGAAGGAUCAAGCAUCAAUGGUGGAGAGCAUUCAAAGUAGUUAUGCCAAAGUGCAGGGAUCUCAUCACCAGAUCAGGCAAAGCCGCAAGAGAAAACAAGAGGUCCCUUGGUUGCAGGACAAAGCAUCAUCUGAAUUGAUACUUAAUGGAUCAUCAUACUACCGGUGGCCCUCGUCAGUCCAGAGCUUUUUCAGGGAAUUACUUGGACUUGCAAAAGAUUAGCCAUAUCUUUAUUUUUCAUAUAGAGUAAUACUUGAAUUGAAUUAUAGAUUCAAUAGAGGUCAUCAAAGAUCAUCUACACAUGGAAUUCAAACCUCAUAAUCUUACUGGCUUGCCCUUAAUGCCUACCACUGCAAUUUUACCAAAAAAUUCUGCCAACCUUUUCUCAACACAGGUUGGGCAAAUGUACUAUGAUGGGAAUCUGAACUUCAUAAUAUGAAUAGCCCUUGCAAGGAUAAACCUGAAUUAUUAGCAUCAUUAGAUGAAAAUUAUGUUUUCUACAAACCAUUUGGUGUCUGCAAUAAGCAUAAUACAAGGCAUUUACUCUGAA
This is a messenger RNA of Theobroma cacao (cacao), 1694 nucleotides long. RefSeq lists its product as uncharacterized. Gene Ontology annotation, cellular component: intracellular membrane-bounded organelle. Gene Ontology annotation, molecular function: thiolester hydrolase activity. The record is from RefSeq and is a predicted model, not a curated record. NCBI's taxonomy places the organism in Eukaryota, Viridiplantae, Streptophyta, Magnoliopsida, Malvales, Malvaceae.